AUGUCUAUUAAACCAUUAGAUUCAUAUAUUAAGAACAGUGUGCGUGUCUUCGAAGCUAACCCUUCCGAGACCAUCUUCACAAUAACGUAUAAACCUUCGAAGGAGGAGGAGAAGAAGGAGAAUCAUAAGAAGAACAGAAAACCAUCUGUUUCAUUCAAAACUCAUAAUAAUCAUCUGGAUACAAAUUAUAAAUUUGAAACUAACAAAAGUAAAGAUGUAUCUCGUCUUUUGAAUGCAUUAGGUCCAAGGGGUGUCUCUAUCAUUCCAAGUAAGAUUGAAAGACAAGCUAUGAAAAAGAAGACCAUUAAGACCAUUAAUAAAGAUGGUAAUGUUACUAAAACAGUUAAACGUACAAAGAAAUCAAAGAUUGUCGAUACAAUUGGUAUUAGUAGUUUAAUUGUUAAUUCAAAGGUUAAAGAAUAUAAACCUGAACAAAAUACCCAAUCGUCAACAAAUACCGAUAAGAAUAACAAAAAGAAAGGUAAUAAUAAGAAGAAUAAGAAUAAGAAAAAGCGUUAG
Messenger RNA from Maudiozyma barnettii, 519 nucleotides. RefSeq names its product signal recognition particle subunit SRP21 (gene SRP21). The record is from RefSeq and is a predicted model, not a curated record. Bases 1 to 519 code for a protein of 172 amino acids. NCBI's taxonomy places the organism in Eukaryota, Fungi, Ascomycota, Saccharomycetes, Saccharomycetales, Saccharomycetaceae. The transcript has a single exon.